Micromonas commoda is the source of this 285-nucleotide messenger RNA. RefSeq lists its product with no specific name. Lineage: Eukaryota; Viridiplantae; Chlorophyta; Mamiellophyceae; Mamiellales; Mamiellaceae. Gene Ontology annotation, molecular function: RNA polymerase II cis-regulatory region sequence-specific DNA binding; DNA-binding transcription factor activity, RNA polymerase II-specific. Gene Ontology annotation, cellular component: nucleus. The record is from RefSeq and is a predicted model, not a curated record. The transcript has a single exon. The annotation marks the transcript as partial. Gene Ontology annotation, biological process: regulation of DNA-templated transcription.
CAGGAGGACGCUCGGCUGAGCAUGCUGGUGAUGACCCACGGCGCACGCAACUGGUCGUUCAUCGCCGAGGGGAUCCCCAGCCGCAGCAGCAAAUCCUGUCGCCUGCGAUGGUGCAACCAGCUGGACCCCGCGCUCCGUCGCGACAACUUCAGCGACGCGGAGGAUCGCACCAUCAUGGCCGCCUACAAGAAGCUCGGCAACCGCUGGGCAUCCAUCGCGAAGCUCCUUCCCGGCCGCACCGACAACGCGGUCAAGAACCACCUCCACGCCAAGCUCCGAGCCAAG